ACAGGAGUACCGCAUUGCAGAACAGUGGAUUACCGGUGCCGCUCUGUCGUCAUCGGGAUUGGUGAAGUGAUGUAAGGCGCUGUAGAAGGGACUUCUCCGACCAAAUGAGCACUGUUUGAAACAAGCUGCGCUGCACAUGCUGAAACAAACGCAAGUUCACGCCCGGUUCAUCCACGUUUUGUCCGUGUCCCUGUUUCCGCCCGCCUGACUCGUGCACCUGCAGUAAGUCAGUCUGUUGACCACCAUGGCCUCCGCUGGUUUGCUGCUCCUGGCCCUCUGCUCCUCCAUCUCCAUCACAGAGGCGGUUCUCUUUGGUGAGCCAAGAAUUUAUGGAGAUGAUGCAACCGGUUAUGGUCCCAUCUUUGAGGAGGAGCCGGUGGAUGUGGUUUACUCUGAGGACUCACCCGACAACAGAAUCUCCAUGAACUGCAGGGCUCGGUCAAACCCACCAGCUUCAUACAGGUGGCGUCGUGAUAACUGGGAGAUCAAGCUGAUGGAGCAGCCAGAUGAGUUCUACAGCCUGGUGGGGGGGAACCUGGUCAUCACCAACCCUAGACAGAAGAAGCACGCCGGCACGUACGUGUGCGUGGCCAAGAACAUCUACGGCACUGUCAUUAGCAAGGAGGCUAGGGUCAAGUUUGGAUUUUUGGAGGAGUUUUCUGACGAGGAGAGAACUCCAGUUUACAUCAAAGAAGGACAGGGAGCAGUUCUGCUGUGUGCACCUCCAAAAGCCUGGCCCAAGGCGGUGACCUACCGCUGGAUCUUCAACGAGUUCCCAGUUUUCCUGAACACAGAUCGCCGCCGAUUCGUUUCCCAGCAGACAGGGAACCUGUACAUCUCCAAGGUGGAGGCUCAGGAUGCAGGAAACUACUCCUGCUACGUUUCCAGUCCCAUCACCGGGCAGAGUGUCUUCUCCAAGUUCAUCCCCCUCAUCCCUUCACCCCCCGAUGAGGGGGAGGAAAGGAAGUACCCUGCAGACAUCAGGGUGAAGUUCCCAGAUACUACUGCCAUGUUGGCCUCUAAUAUUACAUUAGAGUGCUUUGCUCUGGGAAAUCCCAUCCCUUAUAUUGUUUGGAGGAAGGUGGACGCCACAGACCUCCCAGCAACUCACGAGAUCAGUGAAUCCGGAGCCGCGCUUCAUUUGUACAAUGUGCAGUACGAGGAUGUGGGAGGAUACGAGUGCGAAGCCAUCAACACUAAAGGGAAGGACUGGCACAAGGCCUGGCUCUAUGUGGAGUCUGCCCCAGAGUGGGCUGAGACCCUCAACAACACUCAGAUCGACAUCGGCUCCGAGCACACCAUGCGCUGCGUGGCCUCAGGGAAGCCCUUCCCUUUCAUCCGCUGGUACAAAGACGGAUAUAUGUAUGGUAAAGGUGAGCUGAAGUUUUCAAGUCUGACUUUUGAUGACUCUGGGAUGUACCAGUGUAUUGCUGAGAAUUACUGGGGCAUCAAAUAUGCCAAUGCCGAGCUGCGAGUCAUAGCCUGCGCUCCCACAUUUGAGUUUAACCCCGUAAAGAAGCAGCUUCUUGGAGCCAGAGACGGACGAGUGGUGAUCGAGUGCAAACCCCGAGCGGCUCCCAGGCCUCGGUUCACGUGGACAAAGGACAAAGAGCUGCUCUUUAACAAUUCACGCAUUUCCAUCCUGUUUGAUGGGACUCUGGAGAUCUUCAAUGCCACCAAAAAUGAUGAGGGCACCUAUAACUGCUUUGUCGAGAACGACAGAGGGAAGGCCAACAGCUCUGGUUAUCUCACCAUUACAGAGGCGACCAGCAUCACGGAGGCUCCUGAAGACACUGAGGUCAAGGUUGGCGAUGAGGUCAUUCUCAAGUGCACUGCAUCAUACGACCCCAUGCUGGACAUCACCUUCAUCUGGGCCAUAGAUUUCAGAGUCAUCGACUUUGACUCGGAGUGGCAACACUAUGAACGUGUUAUGACUGAAGAUGGCACCGGUGACCUUAGAAUAAACAACGUCCAGAUUUGGCACGAGGGUCGUUACACCUGCACGGCUCAGACGGUUGUGGACAACGAUACAGCGUACGCUGACCUCAAGAUCGUAGGUGUUCCUGGUCCCCCUGGUGUGAUCCGUAUUGAUGAGAUCGGGGACACGUGGGUGAAGCUUUUGUGGAGUAAAGGAGCAGAACAUAACAGCCCCAUUCUUUACUACACCAUUCAGACCAGGCAGUACUGGGCUCUGUAUGAGGAUGACUGGAAGGAUGCCAGCACCUCUCCAACCGUUGUUGACGGCAGCUUUGAGAAGGUAGAGGUGACGGACCUGUUCCCCUGGAUGGAGUAUCAGUUCAGGAUCAUCGCCACCAAUGAGUAUGGUUCCGGAGAGGCCAGCAUCCCCUCCCUCAAGAUCAAAACCUGGGAUGCUUCUCCAGUGAUUUCACCCACUGAUGUAGCAGGCUAUGGAGGCAGAAAUGGCGAGAUUGUGAUUACAUGGACACCUGUGGAGCCGUGGUAUUUCUACGGCAAGAAGUUUGGCUACAUUGUCGCGUUUAAGCCUCACGACGCUUACGACUGGUGGUACAAGACCAUCUCGGACCCUGAGACGAGGCGUUACGUCCACAGAGACACCUAUUUCAUUCCCACUGAGGAAGACUUCCAGGUGCGAGAGUUUCAGGUGAAGGUCAAGUCCUUUAACGUGAAAGGAGACGGACCGUACAGCCUCACCAAAGUCAUCUACUACCCACGAGAUGUACCUAUAGAGUCUCCGACAGACGUCUAUGCCAGGCCGGUGUCCUCCACUGAAGCCCUGGUGUGGUGGUUACCAGUGGUCGAUACUGGAACAGGCCUGCAACAGUACAUUGAGGGAUACCAGGUCAAAUACUGGAGAAAGUACGAUGACCCAGAGCCGGGAGCCCAUCGCAUAUUUGUUACAGCUGCAGUCAAUCAGACCAGGCUGGAGAACAUGCUGCCAGACGCGCACUACCUCAUCGAGGUCCGUGCCUUCAAUGGAGCCGGCCUUGGACCACCUGGUGAACACUGUGAGAUGUUCACUAAGAGACCUCCACCACCAGAGCCUCCCAGGAUGUGGCGCUAUAUCUCUUGGACAGGAAAGUGGCUGUAUGUGUGGUGGGAUCACAUCCAGUACGACUGGUUCGGCGAUAUUUCAUUCCCACUGUACUACAAGGUCAUGUUCAGAAAGUCAGGCUACAUCUACGGGAAAGUCUACAUCACUGGCUGGCACUUCAUGGACUUCCCCAUGCCUCAGGUUGGCGACUAUGAGCUGAUGGUGCGUGGUCGUUAUGAGGGAGGAGAUGGACCAAUCAGGAAGAUUAAGAUUCUGGGUAAAGCAUCGAUGAUCACACCCAAUCUAAGCCUGGCAUCUUUGGUGGUGCUGGCACUGUGCAUUGUGGGAUUGGAAAUUUAAGCCUUCCUUAAGUGACAUGUAUAUAUAAAGACUCUGGAAAGCAGAUAAGUGGAUUUAAUAAGCAAGCUUCACCUCCAAACACUCUUGUUAAGAUCCAACAUCGUGCAUCUGUUCUGCUGUAACGCCACAUUUUAAGCAGUUGUUUCACAGAAAUAGAAUUUAUUGAGUCUUACAAUUUUUAGAGAUGUUGACUUUAUUAGAAGAACUACAGGAUACAUGCAGUAAACAUGUGACCCCUGCAUACGUGUGUUUGCAAUUCAGGCUACAUCCACACUACUAUGUUUUCGUUUGAAAACGCAUCCACGAUGCUACGGAUACGCUCACAUGACUCCACGAGUCGCAAAAACGGAGAAGUGUAGAAAUGGUGGUCUGCGUUUUAGUCUGGACGGAAGAACUGAGAUCUCUGGAAACAAUGACGUAGAUGCAACCACUUGCUGAUUGGAUCUUCUCAGUUACAUCAACAAAACCACCUGCAUUACAUUAUAGCCUCGGCUACCGGUGUAGAACGCAACAAGGAGAAUCAAUUACAAGCGCUGCUGACCCUGUUGUCUUUGCUAACAGCUGUUGUGCAGUUGAAUUCUGCAUUUUACAAUGAUACAACUGCUUACGUGCGUAGAAGAUGAAAUAUUGUUCGCGCGAACGGAACUAGCAACCAAAUGUUUCCUGUUUACACCGGCAUCGAUAUGGGUUUUCAGGCGUGUUAGUAUGGAAGGCGGUUAAAACUAAUACGGAGCCAAAAACGCUCAUGUGGACAGAGAUCGUUAAUGUAGUAGUAUGGAUGUAGCCUUAAAGAGAAGAUCUAAAAUGUCUGUGUCAGAAUUAGAUGUUAUACUCAGUUUAACCCAAAGUCAAAAUGAAUGAAGACAUAGGAUAAUGCAGAUAAUUCUGCACACUGUUCAGAUAGAUGGUUAAAUGAAAAAGUUUGCAACACAAUGUGCCCUGUACAUCAUCCACCAUUUAUCUUUAUUUUCUAUUUGCUCCCUCCUGUUUAAAUUAGUUGGACAAACAUUAAUAGUGUAGAAUUAGACCCAAAGAGUGUUUUUUUUAGUUUGGUUAAUAGCGAUAAGCAAUAACUCAAAUGCUCAGAAUAAUGAAUACUCUGUAAAGAACUGCAUAAUGUGUCAUUUUGUUUUAUGUGUAUAUUUAUUUCUCUUUGGAGCACAUAACUCGUAACCACUCACAACUUUACUAGAUUCUAUAAGUUGGUCUCUCUAUUUUUUAUACAUUUUUUUAUUGUUGCCAGGUGUCGGGUACAGAGGAUGCUUGCACGACAUGAAUUUCUUGACAUCCUCACCAGAAUCAUUAGCAGAUGCUAUUUGAGUUGUAGCUGCACCAGUGGAAGCCAUAUCACUUUGUUAACUCCCUUCGAGACCAGUGAUGGUUUUUGACAGUAGAAAUGUACUAUUUUAAUGAAACUACUGUAUUACACAAGCUAGGUUUUUUUUUUUUGGUCAUGCUACAAAACCAUUAAAAUGGACCAUAUUAACCAAC
This is a messenger RNA of Hippoglossus stenolepis (Pacific halibut), 4864 nucleotides long. It is a transcript of the gene cntn1b, whose product is annotated as contactin 1b. Gene Ontology annotation, biological process: cell-cell adhesion; brain development. The transcript has 24 exons. NCBI's taxonomy places the organism in Eukaryota, Metazoa, Chordata, Actinopteri, Pleuronectiformes, Pleuronectidae. Gene Ontology annotation, molecular function: cell-cell adhesion mediator activity. The coding region runs from base 245 to 3373 and encodes 1042 amino acids. The record is from RefSeq and is a predicted model, not a curated record.